AUGGCUACUCCAGGGAAUGAGCCAAAAACCCCUGGAGGAGACCCAACGACGUUUACCGCCUCACCCACUCUCUGGGAUACCCCGGAAGAAGGGCCUUCCCAGCCUAAAUUAACGGCUAAAAAAAUACAGGAGUUCGUCCGUGCCAACUUCCAUGAAUUGGACCACCUACUCCAAAACAGCAGGCAGGACGAUAGAGGAAAGGAGCCGAUGGAUCCGAAGGAGAAGAGGAGAACCUCCUUUCCAGAUCCUAGGCAGCUGUUCUCAGAUGAAAAGGAGACUCCCUCUAAAGGUCAUUACACCGUCAGUAGUAGCUCAUCCGGGCACGGUGACGAAGAAUCUGUCUCGCAAAGGAAUAGAUCCCCUGCACAUAGAGUUGUUAGAAUGCCGUCUUCCGAAGAAAGCGCACAAAUAGAACCUCAAACUUACAAAAUCUUAAUUGAUGCUUUCAUAAAUGGGCUGCGACAUGGAAGGUAUUACACGGAGUUCAUGGCGGACCCUCUGGAUACUUUCAAAGAAGUACUGAAAAGGGUAAACAAGUAUGCUCAAGGGGAGGAAGCCAACCAGAAGCGCAGAGACGAGUCUCAGAGUGCCUGA
Messenger RNA from Oldenlandia corymbosa var. corymbosa, 594 nucleotides. Lineage: Eukaryota; Viridiplantae; Streptophyta; Magnoliopsida; Gentianales; Rubiaceae. The record is from the annotation of a GenBank genome assembly.